AUGAAUAAAAGCACAAAGAAAUUAAAGCGAACUCAUUCAAAAAGCGAUGCAAAACAAUCACCAUCAAAACGACAAUUUCGUAAUGAAAAUGAAAAACGUCGUCGUGAUCUCUUUAGUAAAUUAAUAACAAAUUUAGAAGAUUUACUUUCUAUAAAACAAAUCUGCCCAACGAAUGAUCAAAAUAAUAAAUUCGAUAAAGCUUCAAUCUUACGUCAAACUGUUCAAUAUUUACAAAAACAUCGGCAUCAUUUAACAAAUGAUGAAAAAGUUGAAGUAUCAAAUAAAAAAUCAACUGCAUCAAAAAGAAAUCAUGUUUUAGAUUUUUCAUGGAAACCAUCAUCUGAUAUAGUUAAUAUUGAAGAAUGGUUACAAAUUGCUAUUGAAUCUUUGAAUUGUUUUCUCCUAGUCGUUAAAUCUAAUCCAUAUAAUACUGAAAUAGUAUAUGUGUCGAAAAAUAUUAGUUCAUAUCUUGGUUAUUCUCAGCAUGAAAUUUUAAAUCAAUCAUUAUUUAAAUUUAUUUUUCCAUCUUAUCACGAUCGAUUACGUGAUUAUCUUAUAAAUGAUCAUAGAGUAUUAGAAAGUUGCGAUGUAUCUUGGAAAAGAGCUUUUAGCGAUGAUUAUGAACAAUGUACAAUCAUCGGUGCAUUUCGAAAUAUUAAUGAAAAUGAAAAAUAUUUGAUGUCAAUUGUUAAAUUAAAUACGUUAGAUCGAACAUUAAUUAUCAAUAAUGAGAGUUCAUCGGAAGAAUUCGUUACUCAUUUAAAUAUUUAUGGAAAAUUUAUUUUCAUUGAUGCAAAAGCCCGACAAUAUCUUGGUUAUAGUUCAUUUGAAUUAAUUGGUCGAACAUUUUUUGAUUUUGUUCAUCCCGAUGAUUUAUCAAUUAUUGUUCGAGCACAUCAGUUAUGGAAAGAAAAUGGAAAUGGGAAAAGUGACCCAUAUCGAUUUUUAAGCAAAGGUCAACAAUGGCUUUUUCUUCAAACACAUUCUCAGGUACAAAUUAAUUCUUGGAAUGGAAAACCCGAAAGUUAUAUUUGCACAACAAAUAUUAUUCAAUCUUCAAACGAUUCGUUACAGAAUCAAUUAUCAUUUAUAUCAACGGAUGCUCUAUCAAACAAUUCAAAUAUUGAAUCUGUAUCUGUUCCGUCGACCACAGCAACAACAACGGUUACUUCACCAACAGAAAAUCCACCAGAAAAGAAUUCAUCAUCAGAAAGUGAAAUAACGUCAUUUUUAUCUCAUCUUGGAAGCGGAAUUUAUCGAAAAAAUAUUCGAGAAAAAUUAAUUGAACGUCGAAAGAGUAAAGAAGCUGAAAUACGUGUUCGUCAAGAAGAAAUUCAAGUUAUCGACGAUAUGCUUGAAUUUAUCAAUCAGUAUCAAAUAAAACAUCCGUCAACUAAUCAAGUAAUAUAUCAACAAACGAAAAAUCUGGUCAGAGAAGAAUUUCCUUUAAAUGUAUUUGAUACCAAUAGUGAUUCAACAUUAAUUCAUCAUCCGUUAUCUGAUGCGAUUGAACAUUUUACUCUUCCAGCACAUGCUAAAGAUGAUGUAAUAAUUGAUCCACUAUCAUCAUUAUUUUCUCCCUUAUCAACAACUUUUAAUAUUCCAUCUCCAAUAGUACAAUUAUCAAAUCCAUCAUCAAACAAUGAUUCAGUAGACGAUAUUACUUGUUUAACACCUAUGAAAAAUUCAUCAAAAGACAGACCAUAUUCACCAAAUUCAUUUCCUUCAUAA
This is a messenger RNA of Rotaria socialis, 1731 nucleotides long. The record is from the annotation of a GenBank genome assembly. NCBI's taxonomy places the organism in Eukaryota, Metazoa, Rotifera, Eurotatoria, Philodinida, Philodinidae.